AAUUUGGAUUCUUCUGACGAAACUGCGCAACGAAUAGGUGGUGGAUUGGAUGAAUUAAAUAGUAUUCUUAGUGCUACGCAAAAGAAAAUUAAUAGAUUCAAGACUGUCUGUGGCAGUUUGGGUACCCUAUUGAAAGUAAAAGUGGGAUCCAAAAAUAAUACACCAGAUCAUAAACUCACUGAACGAAACCACAAUGAGACAAAGGAUAUUGAUCCUGAAACAUCUAUGAACGAAGAGAACUUAACGGUAGAGUUUACUGACCAAAAACACACGGAAAACAUAGAAACUAACACAGCAAUGCCAAAAACAAUUGAUCUUAAUGAAAAAAUGGGAUCUCAUUUGGAUAAAUUAGACUCUCUCAUUACUAAAGCAGAAAAUGCUCAGUAUAGUAUGCAAUACCAAACAAAACAAAUGAAAAAAUUCCUAAAGUAAUUCUUCAUAUACAAAAAAGUAGUACUGUAUUCUAAUAUUAUCAGGCCUCUUCCAAACUUUACUCAUUGUUCAUGGUAUCAUGCUUGAAAAAUCAUACAAAUUCAAAUUUGUAUUGUGUUAUGUAUGCUAAAGAUAGAUAUAGAAUGACAGAAUGACAAGUAUAUACAAAAAUUAAUAACUAAAUUAUUAUAAUAUUUAUCAAAUAUAUGUAUACAAUGAAGAAUGUAUAUUUUACAGUUUGAAGAAGCAAGUAUGUACUUAUUUUGCUCGAUUAUCUAUUACAUUCUAAUUGCACAUCAUUGUGCUAUAUAUAUAUAUAUAUAUAUAUAUAUUUAAUAUACAUAUGUGCAUCAAUGCAGAAGCUUUCUUAAAAUCUUAAGAGACAUUCAGCAAAACGAAGUAACAUUAGGAUACUAUCAGGCAAAACUUAUUUUUCUUAAUAUUUUUAUUAAAUUACAUAUAUGUGAUACAUUCUCAUAAUACAACUAUUAAGAUAAUUAAAAUUUUCAUUAUAAAUAUAAAUAUUUAUCAAUAUUUGAAAAUAAUUAUAAGUUAAAAGUGAUUCUUUCUGUGAAAGAAAUAUUAAAAUAAUCAGUUAAAAUUGGCUAUAAAAUAAAUACUAUAUAUUAAUGAUUAUAUUGUAAAUUGAUGUUAAUUGUGAUUGUAAUUAUUGCAUUGCAAUCAUAAUUGAUCAUAAUAUGCUCAUUCCAAAUUUCCUUUUCAUAUUUUAAUAUUACAUUUUACAAAUUGUAAUCUUUUGUUAAUUUACAUUAUAAUUUAUUAAUUUAUAUAUUUUCGAUACGUAGUAAAGUGAAAUUUAUUUCCAUAAUAAUAUAUUCAUUUUGAAAUGAACUAAAUUUUUUAUCUAAGAUUACUUUAAAAAUUGCUCAGUUUUUACAAUAUUAUCAGCAUAUAUUAAAUCUAUCCUAUUAAUACACAUCUAAUAUUAAAAAUGUUACAUUAAUGUUGUUAAUUGUCUAUAUAAAAAUACAUAAUAUUGAUUUUAUUAGCUAAAUAUAUUUUAAACAAGGGUCAACAUUCUACCUAAUGUUAUAUAAUAAGGUUCAUAGAAAAAGUAAUACACUAAUAAAAUACAAUUGUUAUACAUAAUUUAUUACUGUUAUAACAAUCACAGCAAUCAUUACAGUACCUGAGACCAGGUAUUAGACAAUAUUAACGUGCCAUGUAUCUAAUAUGACUUGAAAAGAACAAUGAAUUUUCUUUGCUAUCUAAUCGUUACUGUACAAGUAAAGAUUUUUAUUGUUGCAUUUGUUUAGAAAAUAAAAUUUUAUAAAUACAGUUGAUAUUUAA
Heterotrigona itama is the source of this 1743-nucleotide messenger RNA. The record is from the annotation of a GenBank genome assembly. Lineage: Eukaryota; Metazoa; Arthropoda; Insecta; Hymenoptera; Apidae.